CCCUGGCCCAGUCAGAGGCGUUCCUAGUGGACCUUUUGGAUAAAGUGUGUAUGCGAAUGAACGAUUACCAGCUGGAGGACGACCCAGUGACCAAGCAGAAGUAUUUCAGGAGAUACGCUCCGAGAAAGGGAGACAAAAUAUACAAAGAAUAUAAAAAGUUCUUCUUUUAUUCUGAUGCCUUCAAACCUUUGAAAUUCGCGUGCGAAGCCAUCAUUGAAAAGUAUGAGGAUGAGAUUUUUGCACUUAUCGCCCAGGAGGCACACCAUCUAGCUGACAUGUUGUGCAAUGAAAAAUCAGAUCUGUGUGGAACGCCAACCAAUGAUCCUGAACCCUAGGAGUGAGGAGUGGAGUCACCGCCCCGAAGGUCACUGUGCGCCUGACGUCGUGUGACUGCCGUGAUAAGGGGUUUCAUCUCAUGUCUGCUGUACUUGUCUCAUGCGUGAUAUUGGUUUGAAAAUCUCUGACUUGGCAUCAUGACAAACCCCAAGUCAUCUCUUAGGUGGAAAGGAGUUUAUAAAACUAAACACCCCUGUGCAUAUCUGGACGGAAGCUGGGUCGGCAAUAGAGCAUUACAUUUAGCUGUGGGGGAAAAAGGUGAAGCCAUUUCUUAGAGUCAGUAGGGGUGUAAGAGUGGGUAUGAGUGUUUCAUAGCAAAUGUGUCUGACACGUCCUUAUACGGUUUGCUUGUCUGUAAAGAACUUGGUAUGAUUUCUCAAAUAUUUGUUCUACUACAAAUUCAAGGUAUCCACUUGCAACUAAUGCCAUGGGUUGGUUAUUCUGGAAAGUUCUGUAUGGUACUUGUAAAUUCACUCCUCUCAAUCGGAAAUGGAUCUUACAGAUCUGGACACUCUAAAAUAGAACUUUAUCCCUAAGAUUCAGUAGAAUGAGCUGGGCGGUGGUGGUGCAUGCCUUUAAAUCUCAGUACCUGGGAGGCAGAGGCAGGCAGAUCUCAGUGACUUUGAGGCCAGCCUGGUCUACAAAGUGAGUUCCAAGACAUCCAGGGCUACACAGAGAACCUGUCUCAAAAAAAAAUGGUUAAUUCAUUAAAAAUAAAUUAAAAGAUUUAGGUGAACAGCUAAAGGAGUGGGAAUGGCUAGUGCUAUGGUGACUGGCAUCAUGCCAUCUUUCCUGGUUACACUGUACGUUCAGAUGAUUCCCAAGGCUACUUGUAGUGGGUUUCAAAAGAUACAGUGCUGAGGUUUUUGUUUGUUUGUUUUUUGUCUUGCUUGACUCUCUUGGUUUGUUUUUCCCUCACCAAUCAUAGUGUGGAGAUUUUCCUACCUCCUGAUUUCUCACUCUCCUAUGGGACUUUUAUUUAUGUAUUUAUUUUUGGACGGGGAAGGAAAUUCACCUUUACCACAGUAUAACGAAAUGUAGUAACAGUUACUGCUGCGUGUUCUCAUUGUCUCUGCUAAAUUUGCAUUCAGUGGAAUUGAACUUUAAUUAUUCAGCACGUGAGCAUACAGGUUACACCUGUUUAAUUAAUGAAAUUUUCAUCAUCAGUGAGACUUGCGUGGGUAACAGGCAAAUUUUGUACUGGAAGAUCUAAAAUGGUUGUUUAUAAAACCAUCCAGAAAUUAUACAAUUCAGGUCAUUCUCUGGGUUCCUCGGCCAGAAUAAUCCUUACCUUUGCAAAAAUUUACCAAAAUGAAGGAAAGAGAUUUCUAUUUUUUUCAUUCUGCCUAGUAUUAUUCAGUCUUAAUGUCACUUGUUUAUCUUGGAAUCUGAGAAAGUGUGCUUUUGCAAUGUGUCUGUGGCUAGCGGUGUUAUAGGCCCUCUGCAACUGUGAGAUUCUGUGCUGCAUACUAUAACCCUGAGAUUCUGUGCUCCACACUAUAACCCUGAGAUUCUGUGCUCCACACUAUAACCCUGAGA
Molecule: messenger RNA, 1875 nt
Organism: Microtus ochrogaster (prairie vole)
Lineage: Eukaryota; Metazoa; Chordata; Mammalia; Rodentia; Cricetidae
Gene: Cnpy1
Product: canopy FGF signaling regulator 1
Cellular component (GO): endoplasmic reticulum
Source: RefSeq, a predicted model, not a curated record